UAAAUAUUUGGGUUUAGGGCUUUAGCAAAUAGCAUCUACCAUUUCCGGCGGCUUCCUCCCUCGCCAUUUUUUGAUUUGUUCCAGUUUGAAUUUCUCUACUUUAUAGGCGUGGGUUUACGCAAUUCUCAAUCUCACGUGCACACCCAUUAUUAGUAAAAAGUUUCAAUUCACUUAACGGGUUUUUGAAUUCAUGAAAUUCAAGUUUGGGUUUUUGCUUGAUAAUUCUCAGGCAGACUCCAAAGAAUGGCCAAGUAUAGAUCCUUUCCACACAAUCCACUUCAGCCAUUGUUCUUUUCCCGCAAAAUACCCUUCACUUCUUGCCCUUUACCUUUAGAAUCUCCUCCACAAUCUGCUACUGGAGCACUCCCAGAUGGCCCAAGAGUCAUGUGCUUUUCAGCAUUAGAGCAGCUAAUUCGAUGGGGAUUAGUGAAUUCCGCACAGAAGCUUGUUCAGAGAAUUAUAAAGCAUUCCUCAUCGGUCCAUGAAGCCGUUUCUGCUGUUGAUUUUGCAGUUUCUAGGGGAGUCGAGCUCGAUAUCAAGAGUUAUGAUUUUCUUAUCAGAAAACUUGCGACUUGUGGCAAAGCCAGGAUGGCAGAGGCAGUUUAUGUUGACUUCAUUUUGAGCAGAGGAGUUGAGCCGGAUCAUUAUUUAUUGAAUUCCAUGGUUCUUUGUUAUUCCAAGUUGGGUAAGUUGGAGGAAGCAAAGUCUCAAUUUGAUAGACUUGUUGCAAUGGAAAUUAUGCCUUGCAGUGCAGCGUGCAGUGAAAUUAUUAGUGAGUUUUGUGCACAAAACCGAGUCCUGGAGGGAUUUAAUGUGUUUCUUGAAGUUUGUGAUGCUGAAUUUGUACUGAACCUCCGAUGCUACAAUGGGUUGGUGGAUGGGUUGAGCUCAAGAGGGUACAUAGAUGAGGCACUUUGUGUGUAUGGAUUAAUGUGUGAUAAAGGAGUGCCACCCACUGUUCAUUUGCUCAAAAAAUUGGUUUUCAUGCUUUGUCGGAGUGAGCGGGUUGAGGAGGCUGAGUUGUUAAGUUUGAACAUGGAAUCUUUUGGUUUCUUUCUUGAUAAAGUCAUGUACACGGCUCUUAUCAAUGGGUAUUGCCUGAAACGAAGUAUGAGGAUGGCUAUGAGAUUGUUUUACAGAAUGCUGAAAAUGGGCUGCCAGCCAGAUAAUUAUACAUACAACACAUUGAUGCAUGGUUUUUUGAACUUAGGCAUGUUUGAAAAAAUUCCUGUGUUGCAUCACCAUAUGGAAGAGCUGGGGUUGAAGCUUAAUGUUGUGAGUUACCAAAUCAUGAUUAGCAAGUGUUGCAAGGUUUGUAAAGUUGAUUGUGCAUUGGCCCUGUUAAAUAGUAUGAUACAGUGCAAUUUAGCACCCACUGUAUACUGUUACACGCCUUUACUUGCUGCACUUUAUAAGGAAAAUCGAUUAGCAGAAGUUGAUCAAUUGUAUAAUCAGUUGUUUGAUCAUGGACUUCUUCCUGAUGAAGUUCUCUUCUUCACUGUAGUAAAAAACCAUGUAGAAGGACAUGAGAUUAAUCUGGCUCAUAAUUUUGUGGCAGAAAUUGCUAGAAAUGGGUGUGGCAUUGACCUCUCAGACAUCUGUAGCACCAGUAGUAAAUCUGCUGAUGACAUCAUGCUUGAGACUGAUCUUCUCCUGGAAGAAAUUUUUUCACGAAACUCAGGUUUAGCUUGUGUUGCUUUUAAUAUAUACAUGAUUGCACUGUGUUAUGGAGGCAGACUUGAGGCUGCUUUGCUAUGCAUGGAUAAAAUGUCAAAUCUUUCUCUUCAGCCUUCACUCCCAGCUUAUAACUCCAUGAUUAGGUGUCUUUACCAGAAAGGACGAGGAGAGGAUGCUAAAUCCCUUGUUAAAGUAAUGCAAGACCAAGGUCUAGUUCCAAGCAUGUUAACAUUCUUAAUAAUGGCGAAUGAGCAAUGUAAACAGGGUGACUUGCCAUCAGCUAUUGGGAUUUUGGAUAAACUAGAAGAUAGUGGAAUGAAGCCUAGUGUCGCUAUAUAUGACUCUAUAAUAGGGCAUUUGAUUAGAGAGAAGAGAAUACCGGAAGCAUUAGAAUUGUUUGCUAGAAUGCGUGAGGCUGGAACUCUCCCUGAUGAAACUAUGUUUGUAACAAUGAUUAAUGGUCUCUCAAAGAAUGGACAAGCAAUUGCAGCUCAUGAACUCUUUGAGAAAAUGUUGGAGUGUGGUAUUCGACCAGGCUACCGGGCUUACACCGCACUUAUAAAUGGGUUUGUUAAGAAAAACAUGAUAGCAAAGGGGUGCCUAUAUCUUGAUAGAAUGUUAAAAGAGGGAUUUAUGCCCAAUGCUGCUCUUUAUACUGCUCUGAUCAACCAAUUCUUAAGGAAGGGAGAAAUUGGAUUUGUGCUUCAGUUAGUUGAUUUGAUGGAGAGAAGUCAGAUUGAGCAAGAUAUGAUAACCCAUGUUGCAUUGGUUAGUGGUGUUUGCAGAAAUAUCCGAUACAUUAGUAGGAAACGGCAUGAAUCACAAAGACAAUUUGAGAAGGCAAAGUAUAUGCUUUACCAUCUACUCUGCCAGUAUACUAAUUUUUCAAAAGGGAAAGAUCUGAAUUUUUUUUUCAGUUCAAGGAAAGAACUAAAAGUUUUUGCACUGAAAUUGAUCAACAAAGUGAAUGAAACUAAUUUUCUUCCGAACUUAUACCUGCAUAAUGGCGUGAUUGCUGGAUAUUGUUGGGCAAAUAAUAUGCAAGGUGCGUAUCAUCAUCUUGAUAUGAUGAUAAGAAAAGGAUUGCUUCCCAAUCAUGUCACUUUUACUAUUCUCAUUGAUGGGCAUAUUCAGAAUGGUAAAAUUGAUCUUGCUGUUAAUCUUUUCAAUAAAAUGAAUGAACUUGGCUGUGUUCCUGAUAAUAUAGUAUACAACACAAUGAUAAGAGGCUUUUGUAAAGCUGGAAGACUUCUUGAUGCAUUAUCAGUCUCAAACACUAUGCUUAAGAAAGGGCUCUCCCCUUCUAAAGCAUCAUAUGAAAAUCUACUACAGUGUUUUUGUGCAAAUAAGCUGACAGUCCAUGCUCUCAAGAUUCUUGAAGAUAUGCUUGCCCAUGAAUAUAUCCCUUGCGGAUUUAAUCUUAACUGGUUGGUUUGCAUAUUAUGUGAAGAAAAGAAAUGCAAUGAAGCUUACAUUGUGCAAACUCUAAAGUCAAGGAGAAGAAUAUUAUCAAACAAAGUGUCAAAGGGACUCUUAGCUUUGCAACUGGGAUAUUGUUAAGCUAUUGACUACAAGUUUGUGCA
Molecule: messenger RNA, 3260 nt
Organism: Ipomoea triloba (trilobed morning glory)
Lineage: Eukaryota; Viridiplantae; Streptophyta; Magnoliopsida; Solanales; Convolvulaceae
Product: pentatricopeptide repeat-containing protein At5g62370-like
Exons: 1
Coding region: 244-3237 (997 amino acids)
Molecular function (GO): protein binding
Source: RefSeq, a predicted model, not a curated record